Messenger RNA from Striga asiatica, 312 nucleotides. Lineage: Eukaryota; Viridiplantae; Streptophyta; Magnoliopsida; Lamiales; Orobanchaceae. The record is from the annotation of a GenBank genome assembly.
AUGGAAGAAUCAAGUAAGAGUGCUGACAUUAAAAAAUUUGAGGUUCUGAAGUUUGAAAAAGAAAACAAGAAAUUGAAGAAAGUCAAUUUCCAGUUUGAAGAAAAAAACAAGAAGUUGAAGAAACUCAAUUUUGAGUUUGAAGAAGAAAACAAGAAACUAAAGGCAGAAAUUCUGAAAUUGAAGUAUGAGAGUGCAAAAAAAACAAGACUUCUAAGGAUGUUAGUAGCAUUAUUGAUAACUUGGAGUUUGGUGUUUUUCUUUUGUGGCUCUCACAUAGAUGAUGAAAAGAUGCUUUGCCUGAAAUACAUGUAG